ACUUAUUCUACCAAUUCAUGCCUAAGGUAAACUACUGUACAUCGUAUCUAACCCAACGAACUGGGUUUACCUCAGCUGCCGUACCUUGACGGUUGAUGUGGCUCGGCCAGGGCCGACACGCCAGCGCGGUGCGGUCCGCAUCCCAAGCCAGAUUCGAUCGACCUUGAUUGCCCAGGUCGAGCCUCGGAUGCACGCGAUAGACAGGGGCCCCAAACAGCAGCCACUGGUACUUUCCACUCGCUCCUUGCACUACUCUCAGGAAAACAUCAUUUCGCGUGUUACAAAUUUCCCAACGGCCCUCAACUUUUCACAGCAUCGGGAACCCGAUGGAUGACAAUUACGUUCACUCACACUCAACCCCUCUAUUCCUUUCGCCGGUGCUACCGUCCGACCUUAUACAGUUCAUUAUCAACCGAUGCAGAUACCCAACGACUCUCAUUAUUUGCGGAAACAGAGGCGAGUUUCUGUCCGCCCUUACACAUAACAUCUUCCAGGAGCAGCAGCAGCAGCAGCAGCAGCGACAUGGCGGAGGAACUCUGCCCCUAGGCGAACCACAUGAUGCCACGGCGCAACAAGCAACCACCGCGGGUCCGCCGCCCAACCUCGACCCCGCCCCGACAGGACGACCUCACGCCGUGCCACCACAGCCAGCAGCCGACCGCCCGGCAACCCCUCCGUCACACGCUCACGCCAACCCUACUACUACCGCCCCGAGGAAGCCGCACCCGCUCCUGACCCCGCACCUCGCACAGCUCUCCACCGCUCGCCACAUCCGCACCGUCUUCGUCCCGACCGUGUCCCACCUCCGCGCCUUCCUCUCCGUUUUCACCGUGGACUCCUCCCUCACGUCAGGCAAGGCGCCUGUAGCGCCGCCGCCGCCGCCGCCGCAGCCAUCGCCAGCAGCCCGCAGGGCCCUGCUCGUGGUCUACAACCUCCUCGGGAUCCACCGCAACACGAGCGAGUGGAGCGUCCAGGGUCUGGGGACGAGCUGCGCAGCGCUGGUAGAAGCUGGGGUGAGAGAGGGGCUGGCGGUCGUUGUUGUGGAGGGACCGAUAGGCUUUGGAGAAGGCGCAGGGGUAGCCGACGGGAGGGAUGGAGAUGAGGAAGUCGACCACGGUGAUGCAGGCCCACGGAAAGGGGUAUCGUUGGGGCUGGACGGUGUGUUGCGGGAGAGCGUGCCCGUGUUAGGCGGACGGGGGAAGAGGGUUGGUGGAGAAUUGGAACGUCGAGGCGGGUGGGCUGGUAAGACGGUUGAUGUGGCCAGAGUAUUGGGGAGGUGGUUUCAGUUUCGGGAGGGCGAGUGGAUGGCCAGAGGAUAAUAGGUUGCCGGCAGAUGAAUGGGUCACGAACGCCGUGAGGGCGAGACCUGCUCCUGCGGUGACAUCCGUGUCAGUUGCCCAUGUAUGUAGUAUGUGCUCUGUACAUAAUGAAACGUCUUGUAAUA
Messenger RNA from Thermothelomyces thermophilus ATCC 42464, 1444 nucleotides. RefSeq lists its product as uncharacterized. The record is from RefSeq and is a predicted model, not a curated record. NCBI's taxonomy places the organism in Eukaryota, Fungi, Ascomycota, Sordariomycetes, Sordariales, Chaetomiaceae. Bases 327 to 1319 code for a protein of 330 amino acids. The transcript has a single exon.